GCUCCUGACUGACGUCACAUAUGCGCAAAUGACAUGUGUCUGGCAGAGAAAUAUUCGUGCGUUGUACUUUUUCUCCAUUGUUGCAGUGAUUUAAAUUGUUUACGGGAGUAUUGAGCGGUCAGUGAAUCCCGCCAGUUAGCUGUCAUUGAGCCGGCCGGCCGGCCGGCCGGCCACCUCCGCGAGUAGUCUUCAGUCACCGGGUCUCAGAUGGCGGAUGUUAGCGGGGAAGCUGCAGCUUCUCUCAGGCAGAGGAGUGAGAGCAGGAGCGACACUGGAGUUGCUGCCCCGGGAAACCAGACCCUGUCCAAGAGGCAGAAAAAGAAGCUCCUGAAGCAACAGAAAUGGGAGGAAGAGAGAGAGCUGCGAAAACAUAGAAGAAAGGAGAGGAAACAGCAGCGCAAACUGCAGAGACAGAAUACCCAGCUGGAGAACAGAGGAGACGGUCCGAGUAGCCGGAAACGGCCAUGCACAGAGGCUAUGCCCAGCACUCUCAGGCUGCUGGUGGAUUGCAGCUUUGACGACCUCAUGCUUAUCAAGGACGUUCGGAAGCUCCACAAACAGAUCCAGCGCUGCUACGCUGAGAACAGACGGGCUUCACACCCUGUUCAGUUUUAUCUAACGAGUCUGGGAGGGCAGCUGAAGCAGAGCAUGGAUGAAAAGGACAAAGGAUGGGUGAACUGGAAGGACAUCACCAUUAAAGCAGAACACUACAGUGAAGUGGUGGCUAAGGAUGAGCUGGUGUACCUGACCUCGGACUCCCCCAAUGUGGUGGAGGAGCUGGACCAGAAGAAGGCCUACGUGAUCGGAGGCCUGGUGGACCACAACCAUCAUAAGGGCAUUAGUUAUGAGCGGGCGAAGGAGCUGGGGAUCGGCCAUGCACAGCUUCCUCUGAGCAGUUUUGUUAAAAUGAACAGUCGGAAGGUUCUGGCGGUCAAUCAUGUUUUUGAGAUCAUCCUGGCUUAUCUGGAGAAGGGCAGCUGGCAGGAGGCUUUCUUCACCGUUCUGCCUCAGAGAAAGGGAGCCGUAGCCGUCAGCCAGGAUGGAACAAACCGCCAGGAGAACCAGGAUGAUGAUGAAGGUCCCAAUUCUGACUCGAACCUGGACGCAGCAGAGAAAACUGUUAUUAGAGUCCAAAACUGACUAAUGGACACAUCCUAGCUUAUAGUACCAACGUCUGAGGAACUGAAAAUGUCAUUUUUUGGUUUUGUUUUUCAUUUUCAGCCACUUUGUUUUAGUGG
Messenger RNA from Poecilia reticulata (guppy), 1238 nucleotides. RefSeq names its product tRNA methyltransferase 10A (gene trmt10a). Gene Ontology annotation, cellular component: nucleoplasm; nucleus; cytosol. Gene Ontology annotation, biological process: tRNA N1-guanine methylation. Gene Ontology annotation, molecular function: tRNA binding; methyltransferase activity. The record is from RefSeq and is a predicted model, not a curated record. NCBI's taxonomy places the organism in Eukaryota, Metazoa, Chordata, Actinopteri, Cyprinodontiformes, Poeciliidae.